This is a messenger RNA of Parascedosporium putredinis, 1776 nucleotides long. The record is from the annotation of a GenBank genome assembly. Lineage: Eukaryota; Fungi; Ascomycota; Sordariomycetes; Microascales; Microascaceae.
AUGCUCGAAACCGAGCUCGGAUGUCGCCCGUUUGCUGCGCCGCUCCCCUGCGGCGGCCGGUUCACCCUCACCCUCAACGAGACCGAGGCUGGCGUGCUGGCGUCCUUCCUCGUCAUCUUCGUCGGCGUGGCGAGCCUCAGCGGCUGGAACAUCGUGCGCUUCUCCCUGCACCAGUUCCGAGCCACGGACAAACUCCACGACGGCCUCCAUCACCAGGCGCAGGCUAUCCUGCGCAACAGCGCCGGUCUUGUGCAGGCGCUUCACCUUCUUUUCCAGAUUGGUAGUGCCUGGCGCACACGCAUCGGUUUCGCCCGCGUCGCGCGACGUCUGGCGGGCAUCUUCUUGGCCGCGUUUCUCUUUUUGUCGGCUCGACAUGUGGGCUCGAGCCAGGCCGGCACGAUCUACGCUAAAAACCGGCUCGAGGCCGCCAUGGUCUAUCAGCGCAAGUGCUACGCCGACGGCGCGGAUAUUACGGCACCCGAGUGUGGCAACUACGCACAGCCCCGGAUCCCCAUACUUGUCGAGGACGAUGUCUGCCCGUUUGCUGACCCGGGCCUCUGCCUUACGACCAACACCGUACCUAUGCGGCUGUCCGUAAUGAUGGAUUCGAAUCUCGAUCUAGGCGUCAAUGCCGUGCCUGAGGACAGAGUUAGAUAUAAGCGAGCGGCACGCUGCUCUCCCAUCCAGAACAACCAGGUCAUGUUGGAUGGGGCAAAUAACACAUUGUUCAUGUAUGGGCCAAUGCCGUUCUUCCAAGGGGGCCAAGAACACACCUUUUCUUACCCCGCGAGCCUGCGGACCUUUGAUAACUACCGUGUCGCGGGAACCUUUUACGACUCGGCCGGAGUCCCGUAUGGCUACACCGAAUGGCUUGCCAAUAACACCAUUAUUGGAACCUCGACCGACCACAACAUUACCGCGUCCAUCCUCUUCCUGGCGACCAACGGCGUCGUAAAUAUCGUGCCCUCGAGCGAUCCCGUGUUCGGCGACAACGUGCUCGCCAACCCCGUCCAAGUGCUAGCCUGCAUCGAGGAACACGAAAUCUGCAACCCCACCCUGCCCCCUCCCACGAGUUGCAAAAGGUUCACGCCCUACGACGACCACGUCACCAUCUGUGACCGUCUCGGCAUGAACCCGCGCCAAAAUGCCACGGCGCUACGCAUCAUGCUCAACUCGAUAGGAUCCGAUAUCGGCAGCAUCGUACCCCUGGCCACGGGCGACGUCGUCGCGGCCGGACGCACCGUCUUUCAAGGCAAGCAGUACGAAACCCUCGCCGCCGACCACUGGCGCGAGGAGGUGAAGCGCUGGUUCGGCAUGGCCGUGUACCUCGCCCAGGCCGACGCCGUCGAGUCCUCCACUCCGCAGACGGACGCGCGGUUGCUAGGCUAUUUUAGCCCGAUCGUGAACCCCAACUUUGUCCGGGACUGCCGGAGCCAGAGGUACAGCAACGCCGCCGGGGUGCGCAACUUUGAUUUUCUCGCCAUCGUCGUCGUAUUCGCCGUCGGCGCCUCCGUCAUACUGAUUGCCACGUUGAUCGAGCCCAUCGCCGCGGCCCUGCGCCGUGCGCGCGGUGCGGACCAGGACAGGAUGCUGGCCUGGGUCUUUGACAGUACGCUGCAGCUUCAAAGACUCGCGUACGGCGCGGCCGGCGUGGGUAGCUGGCAGCCGGGCGUGAAGGAGGUGCCGACGAGCGACGAGAAAUUCUGGCCCGUCAUUGACCUGAAAGAGGUGGCCAUGGCGGAGUCGCGGCAAGACCUCGUGUCUGGCUAUAGUUGA